AUGUCUUUUAAAAGUGUGACUUUCUGCGUCUCAAAUGAAGUAGAGUUACCGCUACAGGUCAAAAUUGAUUCUUUAGAGGGAGUGAAGCCUCUUCUGACUGCCUCUCAAAAGCUGACUGAACCCUCGCUUUCUCAAAGAGCAUCAAAUGUAGCUCCUAACAGUGAUAUGUUUGUAUCUGUUCAGGUAUUCGAUAGAGAAACGCUGAGAAAUUUGACCAUUCCAGUUUAUACGCCAUAUGUUCCCUUUAAGAACGCUCGCAAAUGGGAUUUAUGGCUUACUUUACCCAUUACAAUCGAUCAGUUAACUUCCAACAGCAUACUUAGAAUCAUAUUGUGGGAAUUCGAGGGUGACAAUGAGGUGGAGUUUUUCACCAUUGAGACUUCUCUGUACAAGGAGGAUAGUAAGACAUUGAAAAGGGGGACUGAGUCUUUCAGGUUCCAAUAUGACGAGCCAAAUAGUGGUGCACUCGAACUAGACCCUGCAAAAGAACUUGUUAACAAUUACAGGAAAGGUGAGAUCAAAGCUGUUACCUGGCUUGACGAGCUAACGCUUCAACAACUUGGAAAAACGAACAGAAAAAAGAGACUUCCGAAGGGCAUCUUCAUCUUAAACAUAGAAUAUCCUCUUUACGAACUUCCAGUUGUUUACUCAGAGAAAGUUUCUGCAAAAACUCAGAAGAAUGUACCAAAUUUCCAUAAUUUCGAAUUGAGUAACGAUGUUCAAAUAUCGCGGCAAGAGCCCCAAGCUAAGUUGUCUCUGGGCGGCCCUGCGCAAUCAACCCUCAAGUUCUAUGAUCCUGAUCAGUUCAAUAUCGAUCCCAUCGAGGAAAAGUUCAGAAGGCUUGAGAGAGCGACCACGAAUUCGAACUUUGAAAAAGAGCUAAAACCUGAUGCUAAGAAAAGGGACAUUCUCAAUAAGAUCAUAAGCUACCCUCCGGGGAGCAGUUUGACUGCACACGAAAAAGGGCUAGUGUGGAAAUACCGUUAUUACUUAAUGAACAACAAAAAGGCUUUGACAAAGCUGUUGCAAAGUGCCAGCUUAACUGAAGAGAAUGAGCGGAAGGAGGUGCUGCAAAUGGUUGACUCCUGGGCAGAAAUUGACAUUGAAGAUGCAAUCGAGCUUUUAGGACCCGCCUACCGAAACUUAUCUCUCCGCUCUUACGCAGUUAACAGGCUCAAGAAAGCCUCGGACAAUGAGCUAGAACUCUAUCUAUUACAGCUUGUUCAAGCAGUUUGUUUUGAAAGCUGCUCGCCCCUUUCGGACAAAACAGCGAGCGAAUUCACCAUCGUAGAUGUCGCUCAAAGUGGAGCUGCUGCAAACCCCUUACCAGAGUUCGAACAAAUUAACGAAUCAUCUUCUCUCAAUAGUACCGAAAGCAUCUCAGCAGGACACAGUUCGGUACUCAUUUCACCUCUGGCAGAAUUUCUGAUUCGGCGUGCUAUCAAGAAUUCUAGACUUGGUAACUUUUUCUACUGGUAUCUCAAAUCUGAAUCCGAAGGGAACUCCUACUUGGUACACAUUCUUGAGAGCUUCACGAGCCGCUUGCCUAGUGAUAAGCGCGUGAAGCUGGAACACCAGAUAAAGUUUAUCUCAAUGCUCGAAAAGUUUUGUCAAGAGGUAAAGAACGUGCGGGACACGACCCCCAAAAAACUAGAGCUUCUGAUUAACCUAAUAUCAACUAAGCUGAGACCAUUUUUGAGAGCAACACCUGUGGAGCUGCCACUAGAUCCUGAUUUCACAUUGACGGACGUGGUUUAUGAGGGCUGUAAGAUAUUCAAAAGUUCUUUAUCUCCAAUUAAGAUCGUCUUCGAGACCAAGCAAAACGUUCCAUACUCUUUAAUGUUCAAGGUUGGUGAUGAUUUAAGGCAGGACCAGUUAGUAGUCCAGAUUAUUACAGUGAUGAAUGAGCUUCUGAAGAACGAAAAUGUCGAUCUAAAGCUCAUGCCUUACAAGAUUCUUGCUACUGGCGCAAAAGAAGGUGCCAUUCAAUUCAUCCCGAAUGACACGAUGGCCAAUAUUUUAAGCAAGCACCACGGAAUUUUGCCUUUCUUCCGUGCCCACCACCCUUCCCCCACGAAUGAGCUCGGCGUUCAGGAAUGGGUGAUGGAUAACUUUGUGAAGUCUUGUGCUGGAUACUGUGUUAUUACAUAUAUCUUAGGGAUUGGCGACAGGCACUUAGACAAUUUGUUGAUAACGCCUGAUGGUAAUUUCUUCCACGCCGAUUUUGGAUACAUUCUUGGGCAAGAUCCAAAACCUUUCCCGCCUUUAAUGAAACUACCUCCACAAAUUAUCGAAUCCUUUGGUGGUGCUGAAUCCCAGAACUACAACAAAUUUAGAAGCUACUGCUUCGUCGCAUAUUCGAUCUUGCGGAGGAACGCCAACCUUAUACUGAAUCUAUUCGAGUUAAUGAAAACAUCAGACAUUCCAGAUAUAAAGAUCGACCCAGAUGGUGCCAUGCUCAAAGUCAAGGAGAAGUUUUGCCUAGAUAUGUCGGAGGAAGAAGCAAUCAUCCAUUUUCAGAACCUAAUUAACGCCAGCGUGAAUGCGCUCUUACCUCUUGUUAUUGAUCGUCUCCACAACCUAGCACAAUACUGGAGAACGUGA
Lachancea thermotolerans CBS 6340 is the source of this 2604-nucleotide messenger RNA. RefSeq names its product phosphatidylinositol 3-kinase VPS34 (gene VPS34). The coding region runs from base 1 to 2604 and encodes 867 amino acids. Gene Ontology annotation, molecular function: 1-phosphatidylinositol-3-kinase activity. The record is from RefSeq and is a predicted model, not a curated record. The transcript has a single exon. Gene Ontology annotation, cellular component: endosome; membrane; cytoplasm. Lineage: Eukaryota; Fungi; Ascomycota; Saccharomycetes; Saccharomycetales; Saccharomycetaceae. Gene Ontology annotation, biological process: autophagosome assembly; phosphatidylinositol-3-phosphate biosynthetic process; phosphatidylinositol-mediated signaling.